Molecule: messenger RNA, 2552 nt
Organism: Ostrea edulis (European flat oyster)
Lineage: Eukaryota; Metazoa; Mollusca; Bivalvia; Ostreida; Ostreidae
Exons: 2
Coding region: 659-2077 (472 amino acids)
Source: RefSeq, a predicted model, not a curated record
GUAAGCACUGAUAAAAAGGAAAGCCCGUUGUCCAGGACUUGGUAAAAGAUCUUUUCUUUGAUAAACAAGGUAUUAGGAAUCAAUUAGGGAUAAUUCAUCGAAAGCGAGAGAGUAAUUAUAAAUCAACAACCACACACCGGGCAAAACGUUUAGUGAAAUGAUGACAGGUAUCUGAAAUGUUACCAUAAAAUCAUUUAAGGUUUCGACAUUUUCAAAAUAAACCCGAUCCCCGUUUCAUUAUGUUCCCAUCAAUCUCCUUGGAUCCCGUCAACAGUUGUCUCCCCUGCUCCCUGGCAAUGCUGUGAUCCAGCCAUAAUGUUCAAGAUCUCUCAUGAUCUACGCAGCACUUGACAGAAUUCACGUAACGUACAUACCUUAUUCCGCUUGAUUGUGGAGAUUUUGGAGAUUUAUUGCUCACUUUUGUCACAAAUGUCGGUGAUUUUUCUCCACCCGUAACACACCCCUCACUUAUUGCACAAAAACAACACAGGAUACGUUGAUAUUCUUGUUACAAACAAUCACGUUUAUGGAGAUGGCGGUGAUGGCCAGAAGUCGCUGUAAAUUAUAGCGGUUUCCACAUACAAUACGACACCUAUGAAUCUUGUAAUCAUUCGUGAUGUGAAAGGGUGGCAAAAUACACGAAAACUCAGCCGCAGAUAUGAGUCUCAGGAAUAGACAGAACACGUGUGAGUUUACCAAACUCAUCGGGAAACUGAGCGAGUCUAUUAUGAAGGAAAUGGUCCUCGCCCAUUCGUCAUAUGCUCGCGCGGCAGGAAUACAGAGUGAAAUUAACAAGGUGACAGUGACACGAGUAGCCGGAAGUGAAGUGGAAUAUCAACGACAGAUGAAUUUACAUCGAAAAAAUAUGGAAUUCGUCGUCAGAAACAUUCGGAAAGAACAGAGUAAGCUGAAAACGUCUAUUGCAAAGUAUUCUACCAAACUCCGCGAAGGUAAACGAGAGAGAGAAAGGAGAAAACGAGAAGAGCGCUUGAGAGACCAAACCAGUUUCGACAAUAGGAAGAAUAUUUCGGCCAUUCUAAUCGUACGGGAGACUCCUGUUCUCCCCAGUAUUAGAAAAAAGAAUCCCGAGCCCGACAACAGUUCUCCUGACAGUGGGAUCGGCGAAAGUGAUGACGGAAAGACGCCAGAGAAAGAAGAAAGAAAACAACACCCCAGUGGAACAUCAGAUAAAACGAAAGAAGGAUCGGACUUACACUUGCCCUCUCUCGGUGUUCCACUACCUUCAAUAAUGGAAGACAGCGAAAUAAACGAAGACGAGGAGUUUGAAAAGCACAAAAACGUCAAAGAAGAGGGCACUUUUCCACAGAUCACUCUACACAGUGAACUAGAAAAUAAACUGAAUAACCAUCUGAAAACAAUCAAGCCUAAGAAACAAGGAGUAUCCUUUUCUGAUCUCAUUAAAUUACAACAUUCAACAAAUACUAAGAAACUUUUUAAUCUUGUGAACAUCUUGGCACAAAAGCAUGGACUAAAGGAUAUUGAAGACAAACAAGAAAAGGAAAACCGAAAUUCUAUCAUUCUGAGAGGAAGUACAGAUGAAUCGAUGUCUCUAAAGGCAGCGUCUGUGUUAUAUCCAAUGAAAUACGGGUAUGAGUCCGAAACAGAGUCUGAAAUGUCUAUCCCAGUGGUAGAAACCGAAAAAUCUCUCUUUGACGGAACUUUUCAUUUACAUGAAAACAACCAUGACGUCCCAAGUGCAUUUAAUAGUCAAAGGACAGAAAUAUCUUUAGAUAAAUCCGACAUUAUUCUUUCGCCAGUGAGAACACGGGAAGUGAACAUUUCUUCACCCAGUGCUAAACACAGAAGACGAAACAAAAGUCUCCCGAUGUUAAUGGACGAAACACAGCUUGUAAAAUUCAAACAAAGCCUCAGUGUUCCAGAUGAACCAAAGAGAGACUCGUCUCAGGUCCGCUCCCCCAGGGCCAGAGUUCUGCCUCCCAUUCAAAAGCAGAAAUCGGAGGACACCUAUCUGACUCGGUCUCAGCGGAGUAACUCGAUAUCGUGGACAGAAGCCUUUGGGUUGUUGAAAGGUGUGCAUAGCUUACACGACGAGUGACAUGACUUGCCAAGUUACUGAGAAAGGACUCGUUGUGAAAAGGACUCUAUUUGUCCAGCAAAAUCAACAGCUCUUGCUUCAAUAUUAAGUGUAUCCUGUGAAGAAUCUCCAUGCUACUCAGUGACCUAGAAUCGGAAUCAUGACGUCAUAAUAUUAGUAGUUUCGAUAUUGAGACUCAGAAUGGCUAUUUUUUACGCAGCUUAGGUGGAUUUUACACGCAUAGUUCUGCCAUGAAUUUGUAUUUCUACAUUAGUACAGAUAUGUGAUAGAAAUGUAGCGUUUGUCUCAGGCUUCACGCUAUGGUUUCCUAGAAGAAAAGAAGUUCUAAAUCACAGAAUUAUGCAUUUUAACCGAACUUGAAUAAACUUAAGAAAGACCUAUGUAUCCCAAGUAGCUGUGAAUGUCGGAGACAAUUCAGGCAAAACUGCAUUGGACAUAAUCUCUUUUAUGAAAUAAAAGCAGAUUUAGUCUUUUU